AAAGUUUUUUUUUCAAAAUUAGCAAUUUUAUGUGUGCUCUUCCAUUUAAGAUGAUCUUCACAAAAGUUAUAGAAAUGUGUCAGACAAUAUAUUAAAGAACAUUUGAAGUGGACAAAAAAAGUACAUUUGUGUGUGUGUUUACAUGUGUGUUUUUAUUUCAUGUUUGAAGCCCUCGUUUGUAAAGCUGAUAAACAAGUUUUUUUUUUUUUAAAACGCAGAACAGUCUGUAGACUUCAGGUGUUUAAUUACAAACAAACGGAUAAUAAACUCUUUAGAUAUAGGGUUAGAUUAUAUAACAGAGGAAUACUUGAAUUCCACAGAAAACAGUCAUUGUGUGUGAGAGAGAUAAUCUUUAUGGUCACUCGUGUUUUGUUGAAUAUUCAUUCAGUUGUUGUGUGUUUUAUGAGCCGCACAACAUCUUCGUACAGAAGUGUUUGUGUUGGCCGGAGUCCUGCUGCGGGUCCGAUCUGCUUAAAUCAGAUUAUUUGCCCCGUGUGGGGGUGAGUGGGGGAAGGAUGGAUGGCAGAUCUCACACUCCGUGUGCGCUUCACAUGUGUGUGUUUCUAAAGACACACUGAUGUUGUGAUCGUCACAGUUCAUGUUCAGUGACUCCUCGUCAUCUUCAGUAGAGAUGAUGAUGAUGAUGAUGAUGAUGCUGGUUAACUGGAGCACUUUUCUCCAGAUCUGCUUCAUUGUGGCGUUAAGAGCUAAAGAGAUACACCUCAGAGACUCCUCCAACUGUGAUCUCAAUAGAAAACAGAGCGAGCUGAACUCUUUCCUGUGGACCAUAAAACGAGAGCCGCCCUCUUAUUUCUAUGGCACUAUUCAUGUUCCGUACACCCGCGUGUGGGACCACAUCCCAGAGAACUCCAAAAAGGCCUUUCAGGAGAGCAGCAUCGUGUAUUUUGAGCUGGACCUGACGGACCCGUACACCAUAUCGGCUCUGACCAGCUGCCAGCUGCUGCCGCACGGCGAGAACCUCCAGGACCUGCUGCCCCGAGACAUCUACCGUCGCCUGAAGAGACACCUGGAUUACGUCAAGCUGAUGAUGCAGUCGUGGGUCACGCCGGACCAGAGGGGCAAAGGCCUGUACGCCGACUACCUGUUUAACGCUAUAGCGGGAAACUGGGAGCGGAAGAGGCCGGUGUGGGUGAUGCUUAUGGUGAACUCUCUGACGGAGGCAGACAUUAAGACUCGUGGAGUGCCCGUCCUAGACCUGUAUCUCGCUCAAGAAGCCGAGAGGAUGAGGAAGAAAACGGGAGCCGUGGAGAAGGUGGAAGAGCAGUGUCAUCCGCUGAACGGCCUGAACUUCUCUCAGGUGAUAUUCGCUUUGAAUCAGACACUGUUACAGCAGGAAAGUCUCCGGGCGGGAAGUCUACAGUUACCGUACACGACAGAUGAUCUGAUCAAACACUACAACUGUGGAGAUCUGAACUCCAUCGUGUUUAACCACGACACCUCACAGGUUCCAAACUUCAACAAUGUGACUCUGCCGGUCAGCGAGCAAGUGACGGCUCAGGAGAUUGAAAAGUACUUCAGACAGGAACUCAUCUACAAGCGUAAUGAGAGGAUGGGUGGACGCGUGAAAGCCCUGCUGGAUCAACACCCGGAUAAGAGCUUCUUCUUCGCUUUCGGAGCAGGUCACUUUCUGGGGAACAACACAGUGAUUGAUGUUCUGCGCAGUCAGGGUUAUGAGGUGGAACACACACCCGCCGGACAGCCACUGCACAGGAGGUCAUCAGAAGAUCUGACUGAUUCACCGCUGGAGCCGUUCUUACACGACACAGAAGAUCAUCAGGAAUCUGUCCCGCAGACGCUGCUUCCACACAGUCUGGAGUUACUGGAGAAAGUGGAACGCAAACUGAAGAAGAAACGACGGAACAAACAGAAGAAGCCACAGAAGCAUCGGCACUUCAAUGAUCUGUGGGUUCGUCUGGAGGAGAGCACAACGGCGGAGCCUCCGCCCCCUCUCGUCCGCAUCAUCAAGGGCCAUAUUAAGACACACCCACAAGACCACAGCAGACCCAAUCGUGAGCAUACGUUCUCAGGCUCCGCCUCCUCAUGGACAAGCACUGCUAUUACUCUCUUUGUUCAAAUUGCUCUUCUGACGCUUCACCUUUGACCUCUGAUGACCUCUUCAUUUCCCUCACUGCUUCAUGUACAUAUAUGUUUAAUGUAUGAUGGAUGUCCUGUAGAGUUGUUUCACUUCUCAUAUGAUAUAUAUAUAUAAGAGCAUUUAUAUUUUUGUGAUCUUAUCUGUUACUAACCAGCGCUGAUAGAUAAGCGUAUUUCGCCUCUUCAGUAAAAUUUCCUUUCUAGAACUUGGUGGCUCGUUGAAUGUUUUUUUUCUAGAGAUUAUUGCUUUAAUUUAUUAAAUCAAUGUUUUUAGUUGAUGUGUUUGUGACAAUAUUCUACAGAAGAAUUGAACUGUGUAUGUAGUUCUGACACGUGCGCUUGUACAGAAUGUGUGAAUACAGCAGCGUGACAAUAAGAAGUGAUGUGAUGUGAAUGUCUCGCUCUCCAGACGCUGUGAUCCUCAGCACACAUUCACAGUUUCAGCUUCUGUGAUGUCAUUCUGUUCAGAAACACCUGUGUGAUGUCCAGCAGCUGUAAAGGACACGUGUGUGCCAGCAUGUGUUUCAUGUUUAAGGUCUACAGUUCACAUUCAGGAGACACAGAGAGAAUCUCCUCACAGGAGUUCAUACAGAAGAACCAACAGCAUCCGCUCUUCAUCCUUGUGAGUUUAAGACACAGCUGAAAGGUUUUUGUAUUGGUUCAGCGCUUGGGUUGUGAUCUCCACCAGCAACGUCACACCUCUGAAAGAUUCUCUCUAGCGCGACAGACUUUCUGUGGAAGAGUGUAGUUUUUUUGACUUUAUACAACCACAGGAGAGAGUUUGAGAAUUUGAGAGUUAUUUCAACCGGAUUCACAUUGGUGGUUUCAAAUCCAAUUUGAGAAUCUUUUCUACGCCUUCUUUUUUCUUCAAAGGAAUAACCAAAUUAUUUUACACGUCAUUCUCAUUUAUUUACAUUUUUUUAAAACAUUUAUCAUUUUAAUACAAUUGUAUUUUUUUGCCCUGCAAAAAUGUGAAGACCUCGAGUUCAUAAUUGGCACUUGUAAAAAACUUCAUAAAUGCUAGAAAUGUCCUGUUUGUAUUUCAAUGAUCCUCACUGACAAUUUUGUACUAUUAUGAAUGGUGUAAGAAUACGAGUAAAAACACGUCUGUUCUUUCACACUGUAUAAUCUUGAAAGUAAAUGAUUUACUUAAAUCUUUCAGCAGAUGAUUUGACUUUUGUGUGAUGAACAGAGAGUCGACAUUCAUUCAAUAAAGACGAUCAUGAUGCGAAACGCAGUUCUUCCGCCGCGUCGAUUCACAUUUCGCGUCUUUAGCGCGCGUUCAGGGUCAUCGCGUCGGCGCCGCAUCGAGAUGAAAAUAGUUUUCUGAACUUUUCACUAUUUCGCACGCUCACUGAAUGAGAAAGUAGCGUUGCUCGCGUUUCCCGCGCGGUUUAGACGCGAAAUGUGAAACGCACCUUAUUCUUCCACUCAUGUCUUAUUCAGGGUGCUGGUUUUAGGUACAUUAGGUCUCGUUCUAAACGCAUUUUCUUGAACAAGCAUGUACAGCACAUCCCUGCAAACAGAAAGAUGUUAUGUUAUGUUGUUAUGACGGUUUCCGUUAAAUGGAUAUUUGAGCCUCACAGAGACACUAUCAAGAUUUCUCAGAAGCCGGAAAGUGUUUCAGUUCUUGAGAGAGUUCUGUGGAGCUGUGGGAAAACACAGCAGGACACUGAGAAAAAGCGGACAGUUGAAUAUUAAAAGACAUUCUGAGAUGUGAUCUGUAGAUUGUAUCUCACAGGAAUGUAACAGCGGCUCAUUGGAGGUAGGGAUGUGCACAUCGAUGCUGCAGUAUCGAUAUAUCGAUACUCAAAAGAUGCUAUUUAGGUAUCGAUAUUUUCAGAAAAGUAUCGAUUAUCUGGUUAAUUACAUUAAUAGUUUCAGCAUAACUAAAUGUUGUUAGCUCUGUGCAUGCCGAUCAGUGACACUAUGUUAUGAAAGUACUAGCUCUCGCGACAGUUUGACGUCACACACGGAUCGGUCUCCGGCUGCGCAGCGCGGUCAGAUGGACGUGCUAUUCAGCUCCGUAACGCACACAUACACAACACGCAUGUAUUGCACACUUGCACAUUAAACAGAGGAGAGAAUUGCAAGAUGGCUUAGAGGAAGCGUAAAAGUUAAGUUAAUGUAUGCACAGUUUAUAUUGUUUGUAAUUUUAUUGAUUGUAUUAAGAUUUUUGUUAGUUAAUCAAUAUUUUUUCCUUCAAAAUACAGUAUAUUACAGUACAAACAAAAUGUUAAACCCUAAGAAAAAUGGCCUGUUUAAAA
This is a messenger RNA of Triplophysa dalaica, 4382 nucleotides long. RefSeq names its product TraB domain containing 2A (gene trabd2a). The record is from RefSeq and is a predicted model, not a curated record. Gene Ontology annotation, biological process: negative regulation of Wnt signaling pathway. Gene Ontology annotation, molecular function: metalloendopeptidase activity. Gene Ontology annotation, cellular component: membrane. Lineage: Eukaryota; Metazoa; Chordata; Actinopteri; Cypriniformes; Nemacheilidae. The coding region runs from base 599 to 2122 and encodes 507 amino acids. The transcript has 8 exons.